Ostrea edulis (European flat oyster) is the source of this 4631-nucleotide messenger RNA. Its product is annotated as tectonic-2-like. The record is from RefSeq and is a predicted model, not a curated record. Lineage: Eukaryota; Metazoa; Mollusca; Bivalvia; Ostreida; Ostreidae. The transcript has 13 exons. Bases 1539 to 3932 code for a protein of 797 amino acids. Gene Ontology annotation, biological process: cilium assembly.
CAUACCCUUGAGUUGUCAGGCUGAUCUAUUUACCUCCAGCGCAGGAGCUGAGAGUGCCAUCAACAAUCCUCCAUGUGGCACAGCUCCCACCCCUGUCACCACGGCUGCCACAGUCACCACAGACUCUUCUGUAACAGAUUUCAGUUUGUUCAAAUCAUGGCCUCCAGGGGAGGGUGGGAUCACAAGGGGGGAUGCAGAAGGGGAUAUAGAAAUACGGGUGUCUGUCUGUCAGUCCCACUUGACGUUGUGGGCACAACUCCUCCAAAACCACUCCACGGAUUUUGUUCAAAAUAUGUAGGAUUGUUAAUCACCAAAAGUGUGCUGUCAUUAUGAUUCAGCAGACUUUACAGGAGUUAAGGGACUUUGUUGAAUUUGUACAUGCUACACUAUAGGAACACUUAGUGGACGCAGCUCCUCCGAAACCGCUCACUGGAUUUCAUUCAAAUUUUGCAGAAUUGUUAGUCACCAUAUGUAGUUGAUCAUAUUGCGCCGCCAUUUUGAUUCAACAAAUCUUGCAGGAGUUAAUGGGACUCUUGUGCUUGAAAUUUUUUUUUUGCGUUGGCGGGGGGCAUUAUGAGGGAUACGUGUAGCAAUCUUGUUAUUUGAUGAGUGAGUAGUUUUACAGAAGAUCCAAGUCAGUGAAUGGGGCAUUGACAUUGGUUAAGAUUGCAUGUACGAUGCAUCUUGGAUACAUAUUACAAACAUACAUAGUUGAUGUACUUUCCAACUGAAUGUCCAAGCUAGUUAUGCCUGAAUAAUUAGAAAUCCCACAUAGGCUAAACACGCUUGUAGAGUAUGUGCAGGUAAAUUUUCCAGAAACUACAAUUUCUAAUGACAAUCAAAUUGAUUUGUCUUUUUGAGGAUUCAUUUGAUUUGAAACUUUGGCCUUGUUUGCAGACUACAUUCAUCAAGAUGUGCCUUACAAAUCCUUAAUUUCACUAUCUUUUUAAUUAAAGACUUCAAACUUUGUAAUUUCAUUUUAUAGUGAUUUUUAACAUGGGUGGAUAUUGGCAACCUUCUGAGGCUUCUUUGUUUGUAUGAGUGCAAGGCAUGAUCAAUAUGUAAUGUCAAAAACUCAUAUAAUUUUGUAUGUUAAUAAAAAAAAUUCUCUGAACGUUCCAAGGUAUGUUAUAAAAGAUGUGAAAUCGCUUAUUUUGUUUAGUCGCACAUUAUGAUUUGAUCAUUUUCCUGUUUGCAUUGUAUCUAUGAUUGUAUCACCAUGACGAUAAUGGAACUUUAAACACCAAAAACAAUUACUGUGUACUGUGGUUUCAUCCUAUAUAGUCAUGUUUUUUGUGCUGAGGGAAGAUAAUGAAAUUAAGCUUUUAUUGAAAAGGGAAAAAUGUAGGAAAGCUAUCCACAAGAUUUUAAAACAAACUAGAGGAGGGAGGGGCAAAACCACAAAAUUUAAUGCCCAAAGAAAUUAAUAAAAGUACCGAUAGUUUUAGCAUUUUUCCAAAUCUGAGUCCCCCACCAUCAAAUAGAAAUUCAUAUCCAAAGAAUUUGUUGUAUAAAACCAGAAAGAUUAUUUGUGUUGUAUGCUCACAAGAAGACAAACUUUUCUUCUCUUUCAUCAAACACAACAAUGUAUCCCUGGAACUGAAAUAAACGUUGACCCUAAUGUGACAACUUCUGCUCCAAUUCAAACUACUACAUCAGUACCCACAAAUCCUGACUGGGGAGUUCUGGAGGUGCCUGCUCUACAGCCUGGGAGAAAAAUAUACCAUCAGCCUGUCAAAGUGUCCAGGAACUUGGCAGCCACUGCAUUUGUGAGGGAGUAUGUAGUGGUCAGCUGCUGCACCACAGGGCUGCCAAACCUCCAGGCUGCCACAGUGGUGGUGGCUGACCUCAACAAGAACAGGACCAUUGACUGGACACAAGCUGCAGCUGAAGUGAAUGUAAACUCCGGGACACCAUACAGGAAUCCAGCCUUUGUCAAUAUAUCACCAUGCCCAUGUGAUAUUACCCAGAAUGCCUGUGACAUGGAUUGCUGUUGUGAUAAUGACUGUACCACUUCAGAUAGGAGUUCCUUUCGGGGCUGUAUCAGUGGUCUCCUUGGGGGUCAGGCUGCCUCCUACCCUGAGUAUUACUGUAAAUCCUCACAUCCCCAGAAAGAGGACUGGUUCCCCCUCAUGUGUGUGGAGAGGGAGUACAACGCCCUUAUUGGUUUUUACUAUGCUGGUUCCUCCACCAUCAGCAAUAUAGAGGCACUGAACAACAAGCUAGCAUCAGGGAGUUUCUAUUCAUACCGAUAUCCCACCACUUCGUCUGCAAACCAAGCAGACACCCCCUAUAAAACAGGCGUGUCUGUCGGAUCCAUCAAGCCCUCCGUGAAUUCAGGAGAUCCUAUGAGAGUGGGGACAGUGACCCUUCCCCAGAGAAUUCUGUCAGGCCAGUGUCUGACCACAGCACCUGUUCGCUACCUAAUGGACCAACAGUCAGACUGCACUUUCACUCUGACGCGCGAUAUGUGCAACAGUGCUAGUGUGUUUAGUACCUUGUUUUACAUUCAGUCCUCCAGCACAAUAGGUCCAUCUUGUCCAAAUGCCUUCUCAAUCCAAGGUAGCCCAUCAGAUACCACUGCAACAGAAACUGAUGUGAAAUAUUUCUGUACAUCCGAUUUCUCAGGAUACGUAAAGGAUAUAAAUUCCAACAUUCCAGAUGUCACAACAUCAACAUUAUUUAACUUCACUCUACCUACUGAUGAAAGUUGUUUGGAUGUCUGUGGGAACUACAUUUGUGAAGAAAAUGUGAUAGUAGACACAGCAGAGACCACUAGAGGAACUCGGUGUGCCUUUGAUGAUGGCACCACAUGCCCACCAGUGCCCACCAUCAAUGGCGCCACUUGUGAGAAUGUUGUUUUGGAUGUGAAGUAUGAAUUUGAGUGGAAAGGUUCUAGGAUUGUCAGGCUGAAUGCCACAGUUCUUCUGGGAAAUGUUCCACUGUCGACAGGUGCAGCUCCAGUAGAGAUCACCCAGAAAUACCAAGCCAACUUUAAUCAUCAGUAUGAUGCCAAUGGAACUGUAGCCUCCGAUAACUACAGAGAAGUCACAACGGCAUUUGAUCGCUCAACAGGUUAUGACUUUGGUAAACUCCUACAGAGUGGAGUAGAGAUCACCAACCUGACAGAUAACUCUUUCCUGUACAUAAACACCAAUACAUCUCAGCAGAUAGCGGUGUGGGACACGGGUGUGAAUGGAUUGUGUUUUGGUGCUGGGAGAAAGUUGAUUGAAUUUGGAAAAGAUGUCUCCACAAGUUGUCUUGUAAAGCUCUCCCUUGAUGAUCUCAGAAAUUGUUCAAAUGUUCGGAAAACCUUGAUCAACAGACUGAAUCAUUUAAUGAAAGCAAGCAAAAUUGGUCGCCUGGGUAACAGUAACUACUUGAAUUUAGGUUACUGGAUUGAUGUUGCAAGAGAGGAUAUCUCAGCAGUGUGCACCGGAUUCCUGGACAACAUCGAGGAUGUCACAAAUAACAGCAAACUGUCGUACGAGGCCCAGGGACUCUGUGUAGAUAUCAUUAGUGGUAUUCACCUGGACAUCAUGUAUGCUGUCACAGGCAAAAUCAAUGCUACUGCCAUCUAUGAAGUCAUUGGUGCUCGCAUAAGUUAUAUAAAGUCUGAGUGGCAGUUGAGAUGCACCAUAGGCGACAUGAAUGCCUGCAACACACCUGGAUACGUGGAAACCUUUGAAGUAACAAGCUCUGUUAGGUUUAUCUUGGUACCAGGGAACACACCAGAGAGAAUACCAAGGUACAAGGAUAGCAAGUACAGUAAUAUAUGUUCCCAGGACAUUUGCUGGGAGGCCUUUAUUUACCCCCUCUCCUCUAGAUAUGAGGGCAUAGACAAAGACCAGAUCCUUGUCCAAGUUCUCCUCGUCAUUGUCAUUCUCGUCGGUUUCCUCGUCUUCCUCAGACCUUGGUGGUACAUCCUAUGAUCGAAAAGUCUGCUAGUUACUGUGAUAUUAUGAUUUAAGGUUGUGAAUGUACAUGAUUUCAUAGGUUGUGUAAAAAGAUAUAGAGAAGGUAUGGGAAUUUUAAAAAGUAUUGGAAGAUGAUCAUGAAUAUACAAGAGGAUACCGCUAGUUUUAAAGAAGUUAGUGCAGACAUUGGCUUGUACAUUUAUUGUACUUGGGUUAGUGAUAAAACUAAAUGUGUAAGCGAGAAAUAUACAGGGAUUUGAAAAAUGUAAAGAUAGUUUGUAAUAAGUGUAAAUCUACUGACGCAAUGGAUAAAAGGCUUACAUCUAUUACAUUGUCAAACUAUUUCAUUUUUAAUCAUGUAUGUUCAAGUGUUACCACUGAACACGUGAAUGGAGAAAUAACGCAACUGUUCACUGACAUUUGGUGAAGUUAAGAGAAGAAAUGAAGCACAAAAUUCCGUCCAUUUCGCUUCUCCCUUCCCAGGCUGUCUUGCAUAUUGAUCAUGAUAUUGAUUUCGUCGAUGGUCGACUCUUAAUGUGUGCAUGUUUUUGUAUUCCAAACAUAUGCAGAAUUAGGCAUUAGCAUUAUGAAAAAAUGUUGAUUUUGAGUGCAUGUUGGUAAGAAAGGUGUUAACUUAAGAGAGAUCUGUCAUCAUGUUUUAUAUAAUGAAAUCUACAUGUAGAUAUAUAUUGAAAUAAAUUAUUUUUCUACAAA